This is a messenger RNA of Ruditapes philippinarum (Manila clam), 813 nucleotides long. Its product is annotated as zinc finger BED domain-containing protein 4-like. The coding region runs from base 1 to 813 and encodes 270 amino acids. The transcript has a single exon. NCBI's taxonomy places the organism in Eukaryota, Metazoa, Mollusca, Bivalvia, Venerida, Veneridae. The record is from RefSeq and is a predicted model, not a curated record.
AUGGAUAAUGUGCCUAAGGACGUUUUCCAGGACGUCGCCACACGCUGGAAUUCUACAUAUGACAUGAUGUCAUGUCUCCUGGAGCAACGCCGCGUUGUUUCCGAUAUUAUGUUAGAUCCAAAGUUAAUAAAGAAGGCCGACUGUGAACUUUACUUAGAAAACGCUGAUUGGAAUUUAUUAUCAGAGUUGUGUUCUAUUCUUGCGCCCUUCAAAUCUACUGCUGAGUAUAUGUGUACAGAGAAAAAUGUGUCAGUGUCUGAAAUUUAUCCCAUUGUCAGUGGAUUAGUCAGUAAGAGAUUGGUAGAGUCUACAGAUGAUAGUGCCACCGCCCCCGAGGUUAAGCGGUUGAUCCGUGACGAUCUCAUGUCUCGUUACGGACCUACAGGUCAUGUAGCUCCGACUUCCCUCCCAGCACUUGGGGCAUUGCUUGACCCCCGACAUAAGAAACUAACGUUCUUCACCUCUGAGCAACGGAAGAAAACUCAUGCUAUCCUCGAGUCUCGUUUGGACGAUCUUCCGUUACGUCUACCCGUCAAUCCACCCGAGAACUGUGAACAAACUCCAAAACGUGCUAGAAAACUGGACUUCAUAGAUUAUGGAUCACCUGAUCGUUCAGAAAUUGAGGAUGAAUUACAAAUGUACUUAUGUGAGAAAAGUGUACCGGAUUGUGAUCCACUUGUGUGGUGGAAAGAAAAAGGAAGUACGUUUCUAAAAAAUUUCACAUGUAGCAAAGAGUGUUCUGAGUGUGCCGGCGACUUCCGUACCUUCCGAACGUGUGUUCAGCUGUGCCGGCACACUCUUGAACAAACUUAG